GCUGUGGGAAGAAGGAAGCCAGGUUUCUUAGGCAGCCACAGUCAUGGGGGAGACGGCCCGCAGUGCCGCGGGCUCCGCGCCUGGGGCGGCGGCUUCCGCCGAAGCCCCGCUGCAGUACAGCCUUCUUCUGCAGUACCUGGUGGGUGACAAGCGUCAGCCCCGGCUCCUGGAGCCUGGGAGCCUGGGCGGGAUCCCGAGUCCGGCCAAGAGUGAGGAGCAGAAGAUGGUCGAGAGGGCGAUGGAAAGCUGCGCCUUCAAGGCGGCGCUGGCCUGCUUGGGAGGAUUUGUCUUGGGAGGUGCAUUUGGGGUGUUCACUGCUGGCAUUGAUACCAAUGUGGGCUUUGACCCUAAGGAUCCUUACCGCACACCUACAGCAAAAGAAGUUCUUAAAGACAUGGGGCAGAGAGGAAUGUCCUACGCCAAAAAUUUUGCCAUCGUGGGCGCCAUGUUUUCUUGCACUGAGUGUUUGGUAGAAUCUUACCGGGGAAAAUCAGAUUGGAAGAACAGUGUCAUCAGUGGCUGCAUCACUGGAGGAGCCAUUGGUUUCAGAGCUGGCGUAAAGGCUGGGGUCAUUGGUUGUGGAGGUUUUGCUGCUUUCUCUGCUGCGAUCGAUUAUUACCUACGGUGAGAGCAGUUGCCUCCAGGGAAGGAUGAUGCCAGCCCAGGAUCAGAGCUGUUCUGUGUAGGGCAGUGUCUGCACCAUGCCGGGGCACUUGCUUCAGAGACUGAAGACAUUUGUUUUCCCUCACAUAGUUGGUGUCGUGAGGGAGCUGCCUGGCUGCAAUCUGCCACCUCUGAGCUGCCACGCUCUCUGCUCCUGGACUCCAGCCAGGCUGUGGGGGGCUGUGCCACGCCAGCCGCUCUCUUUCGGGCAGAUCAGGAGUCAGCGUGUUGACCUGUAGGAGUUGAGUCCCGCAGACGUUCAGUCCUGACCACAACUGGCCCUCUGGUGGUUUGGUGCCGUGGGAAUGGAGGGAACUUCACAUAUACCCGGGAAGCUGUUCUACCUUGGACCUCCACGCCGUCAUCCAUCUCACACACUGGGGCAGGGCAAAGUGAAUUUAUGCCAUCCGACCAAUGAUGUCAUUUUGUUUAGUGUUCUGCCUUGUUAAAAAACAUAUAUAUAUAUAUGUAUUUAUAUUACAGUUUAAAAGGUUGGCUUAUUUUUAUUUUCAGAUUCCACAAUUCCCAAAAAUGGUUCCAGGUGCCCAAAGAUUGAACAUACAUAGGGAAAGCGUGAGCAAACUCCUGCGAAGUUUGGGAAUGUUAGGUUCCCAGGAUCUGCAGAGUAGCGUUAUCCUCACUGAGAUUGUUACGUUGGCCAGGGCCUUCCCCUAAAGAAGCCCAGCCUAGCCAUGUCCUAGGAUGCGUUGAAAUUCCGCGCAUAACCCCUGCUGGCCUCUUCUAAAGAAUCCCUCCUGUGGGCUGGCCAAUGGGAAUGCCUGCGGUCUAAACCACACACUGGUGUUCCGCUCUGACCACCAGACCAGGCCCGGCUCAAGGACACAGUGUGUGAAGGGUCCUGCUCUGGUCCUCCUGGUGACUAAGUCACAGCAGCCACUGGUUACGAUCAGACCGAGUUGAGGAGCUGUUCACCGCUACCAUUUUUCUCUGAUGUCAGCGUUUUUCUUUCUUCCUUAAACAUAUUAGUGUUUUUGACUUGACCUGGUAGCCUUUUUUCUGACAGUAGCAGCUCAGCCUAAUUCUGUGCCAUAUGCAAAGAAAUAGCCUUUUACAAUUGGGAUCUGCCACAGAUGCUGCUUUACUCGGGUGCUCUGGUGGUGGGGUGAAGAUGAACUCGGGACAGGCAGGUAGCUUGGUGGGGGCCAUGCAAUUCCAGCCACCGUAAGCCAGUGGUAACGUCUCCUUUAUUCUACCUUUGCCUUUUUGCCUCUUUUUGGCUUUCUGCCCCCUUGUCUGCCGUCUUCCAGCUCACCCACCCUUAACCAGAACUCAGACUCAGCUGAACCAUCCAGACAUCCUGAGUGAGUGUGUGUGUGAGAUAAUGUCAAACCCAGCUGGUAACACCUUCCUCUGGCCAUGUCUGCUGUUGCCUUUGGAAUGAGUGAGCUAGUACACAAGACUCAUGUCCUUCUAUGGGGAAUUCUAUAGAAUGCCUGUCCCAGUCUCAGUCACGAGGCUUCACUGCGGCUAGGCUGGCUCGAGUAUCCUCACAGGUCAGAGAACAAAUGUAGGAGUGUUUCCUCUACCGUCUGUAAAUAAGUCGCCUAUAAGCACUUAGAGCAAGAGUAGAUACUCCUACCCUGGCACCUGCUACAGUGCUAGAAGCCCAGCAUCUUCUACCAUCCAGUCUAGUGCGUGGGGUCAAAUACAUUGACUGACUUGAGUACAGGAAACUGUCCGCACGACUGCCUUGAAAAAGAUGAGCCCCGGGCUGUCAGUAGCCAUCAGUUCAAUAAGCCAAGCAUUGUCCACGUUGACUAUUCAAUCAAGAGAGGAGAUGAAUAGCUUCCUGUUUUAGAUGGCUAAGGAGGCAGUAUGAGCUCAUAAACCAAACACCAAUUUUCAGAGACAUCUGUUCCUGAUCUCCAGAAUAAACACAGUGUCCAAUGGCUUAGGCUGGUGGAAGCCUACAUUAACCCCACUAGCUCUUACAGGGAGGAUGGGCCUCUAGGGGAUGCAGACUCCAACAGGCAGAUGAGGACACAAGGCUGCCCCAAGGACCUGCUACUUCCAAGGAAAAUGGAGAGAAAAUUCACAUAAGAUAAGCCUCCACUUGAACGGACAACUUCCUGCCAUCUCUCGAGGCACACUGAUGGCCACGUCCCUGGUGGGGCAGUUGUAUUUCAUGAAAAGAACCGGCUGGUGACUGAGGUGGAGGCGUUGGUGAAAGAGCAAGGACGGGGCGCGGGCUCAUCGCCCCCCAAAACCGCCACAGGCUCCACAGGCCGAAGGGACGCUCAAGGGUGAGUUCACUAGGUAAACAGAUUCUUGGAAGCACAUCUGGAUGCAGCUGGAAGAGUUAAAUAUUUAGAUUGGUGGUCUUCCCUGGACUCCUGAGAACACAAACGUCCACACCACAGGGCUGAGUUGUGUGCAAAUGUUGGGGCUUUGCAUUUUUUUUUAUUAACAUUUUCCUCUCACGUGGUUUACAUCAAUUUAUAAUCUACGUAAGUUGAAACAGAACAUAGACCAAACAAAAAUAUAUCCUUACCAACUUAUUAAAGUCAAAUAUUAAUGAAGUGUCCCAUCCUACCUGUAUCAGCAAACACCGGCGGCCCACAGCCGUUGCCAGCAAGGACAGGCAUGCAGGAUUCCUGUAGCCUGUCUUGACGGGCCUCUGUUGGCACAGACUGCCCUGCUGGGCACAGUGGCUGGGGCUUCUGGGCUGCACAGUCCCUGUCUCGUAGGAGAACCCACGGGCUAUUUCCUCAGUGCAGCUCAGUCCAGGUCUGGUACCCCGCCCCUCCCUGCUCUUGGGGGUGGAAUUUAUAAAUAUUCUGAGCCUUUUGCAUUUCUCAGCCCUUCCGGCCUUCCUCC
Molecule: messenger RNA, 3501 nt
Organism: Lagenorhynchus albirostris (white-beaked dolphin)
Lineage: Eukaryota; Metazoa; Chordata; Mammalia; Artiodactyla; Delphinidae
Gene: TIMM22
Product: translocase of inner mitochondrial membrane 22
Exons: 4
Coding region: 44-628 (194 amino acids)
Biological process (GO): protein insertion into mitochondrial inner membrane
Cellular component (GO): TIM22 mitochondrial import inner membrane insertion complex
Molecular function (GO): transmembrane protein transporter activity
Source: RefSeq, a predicted model, not a curated record